Megalops cyprinoides (Indo-Pacific tarpon) is the source of this 1932-nucleotide messenger RNA. RefSeq names its product Rho guanine nucleotide exchange factor (GEF) 3 (gene arhgef3). Gene Ontology annotation, molecular function: guanyl-nucleotide exchange factor activity. Lineage: Eukaryota; Metazoa; Chordata; Actinopteri; Elopiformes; Megalopidae. The transcript is spliced from 11 exons. The record is from RefSeq and is a predicted model, not a curated record. Gene Ontology annotation, biological process: positive regulation of Rho protein signal transduction; intracellular signal transduction. Bases 208 to 1764 code for a protein of 518 amino acids.
CUGAGACAGCAGCCCCAGUAUAGCUGCAGCUGAGUUUCCCCUGCACAUCCUGUUGUGGAGCAGCGCGGCUGCAGUCAGGACCCGCCGCCCGCUCCUUCCCAGGCCCCUGUGAGCGAGGACAGGGCCCGGCUCUGAGACGCUGUCCCCCCUCCCCACGUAGCGGAAAGAAAGACACUGACGCGAGCGGGAACGUCCCAGCGGUCCCUGAUGAUGGGGUGCUGCCUCUUCGUGCACCACAGGAAGAAACGGAAACAGAGGAGAAGGGAUGCCGACUCCCUCAGCCUGUGCAGCCUGGACAUCAAUGAGCCCAGUAACAAGAGGGUGAAGCCCCUGUCCCGGGUCACCUCUCUGGCCAGCCUCAUCCCCCCGGUGAAGGCGGCGCCCCUGAAACGAAUUGGGCAGACGCUGCAGCGUUCCAUCAGUUUCCGCAGCGAGAGCCGGACGGAGGCGGCCCCGCCGCGGCCAUGGAGCCGGCACGCGCCCCCCGCCAUCACCAAGCGCCGCGACAGCAAGCUGUGGAGCGAGACCUUCGAUGUGCGGCUGGGCCAGAUGCUGUCCUCCAAGGAGAUCAAGCGGCAGGAGGCCAUCUUCGAGCUCUCCCAGGGGGAACAGGACCUGAUUGAGGAUCUGAAGCUGGCCAAGAAGGCCUACCACGACCCUAUGCUGAAGCUGUCAAUCAUGACUGAGCAGGAGCUCAACCAGAUUUUUGGAACCCUGGACUCUCUCAUCCCACUACACGAAGAUCUGCUGAGUCGACUGCGAGAGGCCAGGAAGCCCGACGGCUCCACGGAUCAUGUGGGCCACAUCCUGGUCAGCUGGCUACCCUGCCUGGACUCCUACAACAGCUACUGCAGCAACCAGGUGGCGGCCAAGGCGCUGCUGGACCACAAGAAGCAGGACCACCGCGUGCACGACUUCCUGCAGCGCUGCCUGGAGUCGCCUUUCAGCCGCAAGCUGGACCUGUGGAACUUCCUGGACAUCCCGCGCUCGCGGCUGGUCAAGUACCCGCUGCUGCUGCGCGAGAUCCUGAAACACACGCCCAACGACCACCCCGACCGGCAGCACCUGGACGAGGCGAUCAGCAUGAUCCAGGGCAUUGUGGCAGAGAUCAACGUGCAGACGGGUGAAUCCGAGUGCCGCUACUACAAGGAGCGCCUGCUGUACCUGGAGGAGAGCCAGAGGGACCUGCUGAUCGACAGCUCCCGCGUUCUCAGCUGCCACGGGGAGCUCAAGAACAACAGAGGCGCGAAGCUCCACGUGUUCCUGUUCCAGGACGUGCUGGUGAUCACCCGCGCCGUCACGCACAACGAGCAGCUGUGCUACCAGCUGUACCGGCAGCCCAUUCCCGUGCGCGAGCUGGAGUGGGAGGACCUGCAGGACGGGGAGAUCCGGCUGGGUGGCUCCAUCCGGGGCGCCUUCAGUAACAACGAGAGGACCAAGAACUUCUUCCGGGUGACGUUCCGCAGCGGGGCGCAGCUCCAGACCUACUCCUUCCAGGCCAGCGACACCUUCAACAAGCAACAGUGGCUCAACUGCAUCCGGCAGGCGAAGGAGGCAGUGGCGGCAGGCGGAGUGACGGGCGGAGGAGACCCCGACCUCCCGCGCUCCCCCCGGCCGAGCUCAGGACAGGUGGCCCCCAGGCCGGAGAGCAUGGAGCACAGCGACAGCGAGGUGUCGGACUGUAGCAUGGACACCAGCGAGCCGGGCGCCGACUGCCCCCAGAUGGAGCACACAGACUCGAGCAGCACACCUGCGGAGGUUUGACCUCCGGGACAGACGCCCUCCCCAACACUCCCCUUUGCUCAGAAGCAAGCCUGUACAGUAUUGGAAACCCCACCCCGGAGUGGACUGCAGUAUAUGGAAAGCACUUCUUCUUCCUCCUCUGUUUCCUUUGUAGAGUUUUCAUUCUCUCUCCUUUUUUCCACUCUCUCU